This is a messenger RNA of Coregonus clupeaformis (lake whitefish), 2391 nucleotides long. RefSeq names its product corticosteroid 11-beta-dehydrogenase isozyme 2. Lineage: Eukaryota; Metazoa; Chordata; Actinopteri; Salmoniformes; Salmonidae. The record is from RefSeq and is a predicted model, not a curated record. The annotation marks the transcript as partial. Gene Ontology annotation, molecular function: oxidoreductase activity. The transcript has 4 exons.
CCUGUCAUUCUGUCCCUCCCUCCCUUUCUACCAGGCUGUGACACAGGCUUCGGGAAGGCUGCAGCGUGGCGUCUGGACGCACAGGGUUUUGAGGUGUUUGCUACGGUGUUGGACCUGUCUGGGGAGGGAGCCAGGGAGCUCCAGAGGACCUGCUCCCCUCGUCUCACCCUACUACAGGUGGACAUCACCCAGCCACAGCAGGUCCAACGGGCUCUUCUAGACACCAAGGCCAAACUGGGCCUCAGAGGUCUGUGGGGCUUGGUGAAUAAUGCAGGAGUGUGUGUUAACUUCGGGGAUGCAGAGCUUUCUCUGAUGUCUAACUACCGUGGAUGUAUGGAGGUGAACUUCUUUGGGACUCUGAAUGUCACCAAGACAUUCCUGCCUCUGCUACGUCAGGCCAAGGGACGUAUCGUCACUAUCUCCAGCCCUGCAGGAGAGCAGCCGUUCCCCUGUCUAGCAGCGUACGGAGCCUCCAAGGCAGCUCUCAACCUGUUCAUCAACACACUCCGCCACGAACUGGAACCCUGGGGGGUGAAAGUGUCCACCAUACUGCCAUCCUCAUACAAGACAGGUCAGUCCAGUAACCAGGAGUACUGGGAGAGUCAGUACAAGACCCUGAUCCACAACCUGUCCGCAGGCCUGCUGGAGGAGUACGGGGAGGAUUACACCCAUGAGACCAAGGACCUCUUCCAGCGAUUCGCCCAGUCGGCUAACGAGGACCUGUCACCAGUCAUCAACACCAUCAGUGAGGCGCUGCUCUCCCCCCAGCCCCUGGUCCGGUACUACGCUGGGCCCGGCGUGGGCCUCAUGUACUUCAUCUAUAGUUAUUUCCCUCUGAGUCUCUCGGACAAGUUCCUCCAGAGACUAUUUGUGCAGAAGAAGAUCAUCCCCCGAGCGCUGAGGAAGGAGAAUGGGCUCAACGGCAGCCUCAGCCUCAACAACAACAACAACAACAACAACAACAACAACAACGUGGAUAAGAUAGAGAAGUAGAACAAUGAGCUGUUUUUGUAGGAGGUAAAAAGCUGUAGGAUCACUGAUGUCACAUAAACACGCUCAUAGUGUUGUUGUCUAUUUUGUUUGAAUAUGUGGUUUUACAUUGGUGUUCAUAUUGAAGGGAAGAUGAACUGAAGAUGAAUUAGUAUUGCUUCCCCUUUCCAGUAGACGGCAGACACCAACACGGCUGGCACCAACACGGCUGGCACCAACACGGCUGGCACCAACACGGCUGGCACCAACACGGCUGGCACCAACACGGCUGGCACCAACAUGGCUGGCACACAGCUGGCACAGAAGCCAAGUGGAAAAGCCAGAGGUCAGAGGUCAAGUUUAGCUAUCACCACAACCACAGACAUUAGGAAUGUGUCCCAAAUGGCACCCUAUUCCGUAUGUAGUGCACUACUUUAGACCAAGUGCACUACUUUUGAGCAGAACCCCUAUGGGCCGUAGUCUAAAGUAAUGCACUAUGUAGGGAAUAGGGUGCCAUUUGGGAUGCAUUUUUAGAUCCUAGGUUAGCGUGGACUCUUACCUCACUCCCCUCUGCUGCGGUCUGUGACCAGAUAGGGACUGUAUAGAGUACUAGACUAAUACUGAACGUCCAAUACACCAGACACACACAAUAGAAUGGUCACAAUAGCGGCAUUUUGCCACAUUGCAGUGGUAGGUAUGUUUCACCUGUUUGAUGUUGGCCAGUGAGGUGCAUUGACAAGCUAAAUACAGCUAGCUAGGGGUCCAUACUCCUGAGCUCAUUGUCACCACCAAACACCGCCAUACCUAGCGUGGAUACCCAACCUGUUUGUGCUACAAACAUUGGCAUAUGACAAGGAGUGGAAGAAUAGCCCGAACAGGUCUGGUACCCAGGCUAUAACAUACCCACUGUAGGGUGAAUCCCAAAACCUUAUAAUGACUGUCACUUCUUCUCCAAUGGGUUGAGUUGUCUUUCCUCAUCUGUUCUGGAAAUACACCAAUCUGUCACAUCACCACGGAGCUCGGGAAAAUACACCAAUCUGUCACAUCACCAUGGAGCUCGGGAAAUACACCAAUCUGUCACAUCACCAUGGAGCUCGGGAAAUACACCAAUCUGUCACAUCACCAUGGAGCUCGGGAAAUACACCAAUCUGUCACAUCACCAUGGAGCUCUGAAUUCAAGGACCUUACAGAUGUUGUUUUUACUUUGAACAGUUCAUUGUUGUGCAUCUAUUUUUAUUGUAUUUUUAACCCCACUGAAUGUUCUUAAAUCAGAGUAGCUAUGCCAGUUUUAUUUUAUGAAUCACUGAAACUGUGAAUUUUACAAAAAAAAUCUGAAAAAAAUAAUUUCAAAAAAAUAUGUACAUUUUUCACCCGUUGUUCACCUAUCUCUGGUAGUAUUAAAAGUUGACUUUUUAAAAUCUC